AUGACAUUCUUUUGUGGUAUUGGAAAAAGUAUAAAAUUCUAUACUAAGGGCUUUUUUGCCUUGACGCUUUUGUUACUCAGUGCCACGUAUGGUGUUUUAUGUUCUCUCGUUAUGUCAUUGGUUGGGCAAAGGCAGUAUGCCCAAUACAGUGUUGCAAGAGUGUAUUAUGCGCUUCUCAGUUUCUUCAUGGGUCUCAAAAUUGAGGUGGACAGACCAGAAUUGUUAACAAAGUUACCUGCUCUGUUGAUUUCAAAUCAUCAAUCGGAAAUGGAUAUCUACAUUUUGGGCAGAGUAUUCCCUCCAAAGUGUGUUAUUACGGCGAAGAAUUCAUUGAAAUAUGUUCCAUUCCUUGGAUGGUUCAUGUAUUUGUCGGGUACAUUCUUUUUAGUGAGGCAUAACAAGAAGAAGGAUGUUUCAACUUUGAAUCGUGCACUUGCCCAGCUCAAGCAGAGAAAAGGUGGUCUUUACAUGUUUCCUGAAGGAACUAGAUCGUAUGCUACAAGGCCCACAUUACUGCCAUUUAAGAAGGGUGCAUUUCACUUGGCCAUUCAGGGCCAGAUCCCUAUCAUUCCAAUCGUGGUCUCUAACACGUCCAAUAUCUACUCUAUGAAGUUAAAAAACUUUAAUCGUGGAACCGUUAAAAUCAAGAUUCUCGACCCUAUCCCUACAGUUGGAUUAACAAAGGACGAUGUUCCAAAACUUUGCCUUGACACGGAAAAGAAGAUGAGAGAGGCAAUCACAGAUUUAGGAAUGAGUGUUCUUUCCGGUGGUGAAAGAAAGAAAGUUAAUGACCACGAAAAUAUUGAUGAAACGACAACACUUCUCGACCAUUAG
Molecule: messenger RNA, 834 nt
Organism: Brettanomyces bruxellensis
Lineage: Eukaryota; Fungi; Ascomycota; Pichiomycetes; Pichiales; Pichiaceae
Exons: 1
Coding region: 1-834 (277 amino acids)
Biological process (GO): phosphatidic acid biosynthetic process
Cellular component (GO): membrane; endoplasmic reticulum
Molecular function (GO): 1-acylglycerol-3-phosphate O-acyltransferase activity
Source: RefSeq, a predicted model, not a curated record